AACAUUCCUCGCAUCGCAACUCGCGCGCGCCGCGUUCGACCACCAGAAAGCAUACACACGAAACCACUGUACCACUACACCUAUCAAAAGCCCCACUGGCGUUGAACGCGGCAACGGCAACGACAUCAGCUCAACGACACCGCACCAGCAGCAGCCACCUCACAAGGGUCGCGGCCGUCGCAGUGACAGCGGCUACAUCCUUUCCCGACUCACGACCUCCGCCGCCGCCGCCUUGAUUGCAUUGUUCUAAAUUUCCUCCAACCUCACGACCCACCACCAUGACAGAGGAAAUCGUAAUCCCAGACCUCGACGACGACGAUGACCUUACGCUCCCAUCCUUCUCCAGAACGACAUUCGGCAGCCAAGGAGCGUCCUCCGACACCGAGCUCUACACGCAUCGCCAUGAGCCCUCGACGUCGUCCGACCCUAUGAACCGCGCGAACGGCGGAGGCGCCAAUGCGUUCAACACGGGCUCGCUGCGUGCCCAGCUGCCGAAGAGCGGGCUGAGUCACUCGGCGUCGGCCCACGACCUCGCACUCGAGCCGCCACGGCUGGGCAAGAUGUCGAACGGGUCGUCGUCGUCGCUGAUCGCGCACUCGAUGCAGCAGUCGGGGAGCGGUGCGGGCGUGCUCGGCCCGCGCAAGGGCUCGUUCGCAUCCCUCAAGAACGUCUUCAAGCCCAACACGCAAGGCGCACCCCCCGUCCCCUCAUUACCGCCGCUCGACUCGAAGCAGUACGGCGCGCCACGGUACCCGACUCUGCGGGACCCGUUCAACCGCUUCGAUUCGCCACCGUCCCCCACCUCGACCCACCACAACAGCAGGCCAAGGGGCUACACCAAGGCGUCGGCGGCAUGGCAGCAGCCCCUGGGGUACAACCACACGGCUGGCAAGCAUUCCGUGGCGACGAUGCACUCUUCGCAGCGAUCGUUUGGCGGUCGCUCAGUGACGUCCCAGGGCUCGUCGAGCUUCCGCGCAGAGGACUAUCCCUUACCCAUGUUGCCACGGAUACCGGCACGAUCGACGCCGUCGCGGGCUGGACGACAGGGCAGCGAUACCAGCAUGUUCGGCACCUUCCCCCGUAAGAUGAGCGUCAAUACUGGGGACGAGUCACUGGACAACUUUGGCAAGACCCCGGCGGAGGAGGCAUUGCGCGUCGUCUUUCAGGCUUUUCGUGAAUCGGCUGACCCAAAAAUCACAAAGUUGUUGGCCAAGCCUUUGAACUCGCACAUCUCGCUCUCUGCCGUGCUGGCGUCUGGUGUCGAUCCGGCCUUUGACCAGGUUUUGGUGUCAUUGGCAAACUGUGCUCGUGCACACGCUCGCCGUGUCAUUGACCUCCUUAACACUUGGUGCCGGAUACAGUCGGACAACAUCAGCCCCAACGACAUCAGAUCGCACCUGUCUCAGUCGCUCGGGUUCCAGGUCAGAGCCGACGAAGCUGCUUCAGUCCUCGGCAGCCGCAAGGCCUCCGCUGCAAAGUACAUCUACCACCGUGCCCUCAUCGACAUUGUCCGCACCGUGCCGACGCUCGGCGAGGACGUCGCGCUCAACCUCGAGCACUCGGCAUUCAGCCUGUUCAGAUCGGAACGGCCAGACGACGUCGCCCACAGAAGGGACGUCUCUGCUCUGCUUGUUGAUUUCCUCGGCGAGCUGUCCAAGACCAGGUUCCUCACCGUCAGCGACAGAUUCACUCGGGAGAUAAGCGGACUGAGCUCAGGGGCUUCAAAGGACCAGGAAUCGAAGAUUGAGCACAUCCUCAAGGGCGUCAGCCACCUCAAGCUCAAAGUUUAUCCCGAGGAUGAGCUUGAGAUGGCGGCUGAUUUUCUUCAAAGCCUGUCUACAUUCUUUGCCAAUGCUCAUGGAUCCCAGCUCAAGUCUGCCUAUGCGGACACCUUUACCCAGCUGCUACACCCAGUUAUCGAGACGGCAACCGCCGAGGUCAACCACCCGGUCUGGGCCAAGGCGAUCGCGGUUGUGCUCCAGCGCGCCAUCGCCAUGGCGUCCAAGCCACGCUACUGGCCGAUCGCCUUCCCGCUCGUUGUCGUCGCGCUCUGUGUAUCGCCUCGUGAGGUGUUCAUGGAGCACUGGCAGGGGUGUAUCGACGCCAUCGCCUCCAAGUCCAAGGACCGGUCCUCGCGAAUCAUCGGCAUGAAUGCGUUCAUCCGUUUGUUGUGGGUGUACCUCCACCGAUGCCCUGAGAGCUCGACGACGACGAGGAAGCGACUGGAAGGUCUUAUCAGGAUCCACUUCCCUGCCCACAGCGGUCUGUUGGUGCCCUCAGAUCUUCCCCUGGAGCCGUUUGUCGCCAUCCUCCACUACGUCUUCGCCAAGCAGUUCGACUAUGGCCAGGAUUUGGUAGCCGAGUUCCUGCACGACUGCCAGCCAGGCAGGUCGGGUGACGGUGCACCUGGAGAGCUCCACCAUGCCGAGCGGGCCUAUGUCGCGAUUCGGGCUUCCACCUACACGCUCCAAUCAGUUGUCCACGACCUCCCGGUUCCGUUCCCCACUGGCCCAGAUUUCACCCGUUUCGAGCUGGACAACUUGACGAGUGGUGAGGGCAGACUGGUGUUGGAGGGAUUGGACCAAGCAGAAGAGUUUGUUGAAAAGGUCGCCCCGGUCGCUGUCAGCAUCCUGCAGUCCUGCGACCGUACUGUCGGCACCGUGCUGCUAUCAUCCGACGCUGUCACGAUUUCUAUCCACGCCUCCAGCGCCAACAUGGACAGCUCGGGAGAGCAGGUCACGCACAAGCACGGAGACAUUCACGUGGCGUAUCCCACUCGCUAUGAGCCGACAUUCCGUCUACUUGCUGCUCUCCUCGACUCGAUGCGCUCCAUGCUCCCCGUAUCGGCCAACCGAACCCAACUGGUCAACAUCCUCUGUCGAUCUACCUUCUCAGCAGACCCUGCUACCUGCCAGGUGGCAUCCACCACCAUGCGCAGCGUGGCAGAGGACCCGGCCUUGUGCCUCCUCCUUGUGGACAACUACAGGCAGUUUGUGUUUGAGACGAGGCACGUCUUCCGCGAGCACUUCGUCGCCACCCGCCUCCUCGAGUCGCAGCUCGUGCGUGUCGCCAAGCUCUGGGUCGACGUCCUGGAAACGCUCGCGACUCACCAGCGUACGGCCGAGAAGGCAGCAAAGAUCGACCCCGGCCUCAUCAACAAGAUCGAGGGCACGGGCAUGUUCCUGCUCUCCUCGACCUGUGUCGGGCUCCGUCGGCUCGCGCACACCGUGUUCACAGCGGCGCGUGACCUGGCAGGCGAGUCGAGGGCACCGUCCGCCCCGUUCAGGUACAGCCGUCUCGUCAUUCCUGACAAGCCGUCACUCUCGUCUGUCCUUCAGAUGUACAAGUCCAACAUCGAGGAAGCCGACAUGAAGACAUUGCGGUCGCUUCCGAUGCUGACAACAAACGACCACCAUCGGCUCGACACUCUGAAAGGACCAAAGUUGCUCCAGCAGCUGGCCGAGAGCGACAGUCCCAAGGACGCUGCGUUGUGGCUGGCCAUCUUCCCGACGUUCGUCGGUAAAGUCAGCGACCAGCUGCCCAAGCCUGUGGAAGUGCUUCGAACGCUGGUUGGCAACACGGCCGUUCGCCUACAGACCCACGUCGGCGACAUUGCUUCGGGCAAGCCGAGCCGCAGCGCUCGGGCUAUUAACCGAUCUACCUCGGACUCGACGGUCCUCGCCGAACAGUGGCGCAUGUACCUCUCCGUGCUGGCAGCCACGGUCGACGCCUCGGUGACGACCCCAAAGUUACCGCGAAAGGACACGACGCUGUCGACAGAGCUGUUGACGACGCCUCUGAUCUUCAAGUACCUCAUGGGUCUUCUCAUGUGGGAUGACCGUCGGUUCCAGGAUGCUGCAGUGUAUGCGCUUGGAUCGAUUCGCGCAUCAUCUCUCUCGCCCCUGGCCGAGCAGCUCCUCACCUUUGUGCGCCACCUGGCCGACUCGUACAAGGCGACCAUCUUACCUCAGUCGGCGCGAAAGCCAUCAGCCAGCGGCAUCAUGUGGACGGCCGCUGCUCAUGUCUUCCGCUUGAUAUCGCCUAUGAUUCUGGACAACAGAUCCCCCUCGCAUAUUGCCAACCUGUCUUCCUUCAUCGGCUUUGUCAAGAUCACCUUCAACCUUCUCUCUGACCGCGCGGCACGCGAAGACUAUGAUCUCCAGAGCCUUCGUCGGUGGUUCUGUAUCGUUGUCGACCAUCUCACCACCGCCCUCGGCAAGCUUGACAGCAGUGACCGCUUCCUUGGCGAAGAGGUCCGUGGAGCAAUCUUCAAGCUGUGCUACGACUGGUGUCAUGUUGGACGGCGACCAGAUGUCGCCAAAGCUCGCGAGUCGCACACACUUCAAGCUGCGGCCGACUCGUACCGUGGGGACCGCGACCGUGCGCAGUACUUGGACGACCUACAGGCCAAGACCAAGCUCCUGUCUGCGGCCGCAGCAGAAGCCAUGGCCAGCUUGUGCCAGGGCAAGCUGAUCUCAGCUGCGGACGCCACACCUGCGACUCACGCUUCUGAGACGAUCGUCGAGCCGCUGACGGUGCUCCGAUGGAUCCGUGGCAUGUUCACCUCGACUCAGCCAAGCCAUCACGAGACGGCGAGGAAGGCUCUGCACGCCCUCGUCAAGUACAACUGGGACGUGUCCCGGCUGGCCGACGAAGUGCUCCACCAGUCGUUCGGUGAAGGAGAGCAGUUUUCCUUAGAGUCGUCGUUCUUCGGCGUUGUUGCGGACCUCAUCAGCGAUGGAACGAUCAAGCUUCCCUCGGCGCAGUUGGCCUGCCUGUCCCUGUCCAAGCUCGGCCAUCCCGUCCCAGACGUACGCCUACGCGCCUUCCAGCUCGCCGUCUGGCUCUUCGACAGCCCUGCCGACCGGCUCGCCGCGUCCAAGUUGCUCUCGGCAGUUGGCAGCACCGCUCCCAACGUGUACAACCAGGCGCAGCUUGACCUGCUAACUCGUUUUGCCGAGCUCUACCCCGAUCUGGCUAUUCCCUUCCUGGCCGAGUGCACUACGCGACUGGGCCAGCUCGACGCCCCCCGUCGCCAGGCCACGCUCCGCAUCCUUCCUGCCUUCAUGAAGGUUUUGGAGCUUGACGCCGCAACCAAGGACCAGACCGCCGAGGACAUUGCUCGCGAGCACGAGACCCUCUCAAAUCUCAUGUUCCUCGUGGUGCGCUUCAGCGACGACCACAUGGACUCGGUCCGCGACAUCCUGGUCAGCUUUGCUGGCUCUGGCCGAUCUCGCAACACCACUGCCCUGGUCAAGUUCUUGUUUGAGCAAGGCGCGAAGCGUGGCAGCCCCGACUUUGUGGUCCAUGCCCGCCAGAUUGUUGCUUGCCUGGCUUCUUCUCCGGCAGGCGAUAUCAUCUUUGACGAGAUCACCGACUUUGUCGACCCGUCCGACAUGGCGACUUCGGCCCAGGCAAACGUCCCGGCCAGCCCUGCAAGCUCGCACGCCAACCUGGAUGUGUUGUUUUCCACGACACUCCGGACCAAGCCACUCUCGCAAGGACAGCUUGCGCUGCUGUUCGCUGGUGAGCUGCUGCCUCACCGGGUGGUCAACUCGAACCUCAACAGCCGUCUGCCCACCCUCCUGCAUGUCGCCUUCAUCCAUUGUGAUGACCCCAACCCUGCCAUGCGGGAACAAGCUCAGACUGUCCUCCUCCAAGUGCUCCGGACGUGGAUCAGCGAUCAGUCACACGUCCAGCCUCCUGAGCCUGCGGAGCGUGCGGCGGUGUGGGCCACCGCGGAGCUCAAAACUACAGCACUUAGCCGCGAGCGUGCCGACCUGUUCUGGAAGACGGACGACACGGGCGAGGGAGAAACUCUGUUCCAUGCGCCGGCAAAGAUGUCCACCUUGGUGGCCAAGAUCCUCGGCAUCCUCCAGCAGCUGCAACCCAAGCUUCGGAAGCAGUGGGGCUCGCUAGCACUCAAUUGGGCGACCUCGUGUACCGUCCGGCACUUGGCUUGCCGCUCGUUCCAGGUGUUCCGAAUCUUGUCGCCGAGCGUCAACCCCCGCAUGCUCUCCGACGUCCUCGCGCGCCUGUCCAGCACGAUCGCAAGCCCGCAGGCCGAGAUUCAAGCCUUCAACACCGAGGUCAUGCACACCUUCGCCUCGAUCGUCCAGUCGUUGACGGCGAGCGAGAUCAGAUCGUACCCCCAGAUCUUCUGGUGCUCAAUGGCGUGUCUCACCACACCAUACGAGGCCGAGUUCAACGAGGUUGUCGACCUCCUCUCGCACGUGCUGGACAAGACCAACCUCGCCGACCAGUCCGUGGUGUCGCACCUUGUCUCGUACCGUCCUCCCGACUACACCGAGCCUCCUCCUCAUCUCCAGUCCUUGCUCCUCAUUGGCCUGCGGUCAUCCAAGACGGACAUGAUGACGUUUGACGUCAUCCGCCGCUUGACCAGCGUCCCCGACUCGCAGCUUAUCGACGGGGCUGAUGACCGGUUGAUCAACGGCUUCGUGGCCGCCUUGCCAUGGAUGCUCCACUCCACCGACCUGGGCGAGCCAAACGAGGAGCUCGCAGGCAUGGCGUUUGAUCUCGUGGACAUUGCGGACAGACAAGGCAACGCGGGCUUCUCUCGCUUGCUCACGUCCUUUGCCCGAGCCCGCUUCCGCACCAAGGACGACUUUAUCCGACAGGCUGUGGCUCUUCUCCGCGACCAUCUCAGCACUCAUGCCUUGCAGAUCGUGACGGUCCUGUUGGGCUUUGUGCUCAACCGUACCGACUGGAUGCGCGACAAGGCGUUGCAGGUGCUCAAGCUUGUCCUGGCGUUCCCCGAAGCCCGAGCCCCGCUUGCACCUCACGCCAACGAGCUGUUCAAGCCUCUACUUCGCCUUGUGGGAACCAAGCAUGCGGCACAGGCGCUCGAUGUCCUCGACAUGCCUCUUGGUGCUCCAGACGUCCCGCCUGCCGACCCAGCCGACCAGCUCUUUGGUCCGAUUGAGGCUUCUGGCUGGAGCGUGCCGAACGCGACUGAGAGGUCUGCCGUCACAAAGAAGAACGUGCUGGCAGUGUUCAACACCUGCGCUGUCGAAUCAAGGGCAGCUUCGGCGCACUUCUCGGUCCUCCAGUUCUCUGACCUCCGCCCGAUCAACGGCAACCCUGGCGGCAGCAAUCAGUGGGCUGCCAGCCAGGCGAGUCUCGAGCUGCCCUCGCCGCCACUAUCGGUUCCCGACAAUGCGUCCAUGGGCGACCUGGUCGGCGCCCUCCACUCUCUCAACCAGUUCUUUGACGACGGGCUUGACGGUGCCGCCCAGCCGGCCGCGAGCGGAGGUACCAGCCCCUUGCAGCCCAGGCGACAGCGGCCAAUGGCACCGUACGGCCGCGGUAACAGCGGAGACUCGUUCAGCAACGGUGACACCCGCUUGCGCAACGUCAUGUCCCGCGGCGGCAUUGUUCGCUCGCCGUCGUCCAAUCUGCCCAUCCACGAGAACCGCAGCGAGCCCGAUGUCGGGGCGUACCCUCUGGCCCAGCACGCCCCCAAUCUGCCCUUCGUGGCAAGCACCGAGAGCUUUUCUUCGGCGCCUGGUGGCCUCGCCCCGCCCGCCGACCCGACAUACUGGGCCAACGGUCUCUCGGGCACCUACGGUAGUGGGCAUGCCGGCUCGCGCAUGGGCAACCUGUACCUCCCCACCGGCCACAAGACGAGCUUCUCGAGUGAAUCCGAGUUUGGAGCGACCAACUCGGAGGCCGUGUUUGGCCUCGAGGACGAGACGAACCCUGCAGCCGCACAGCCGAUCGAAGCCGCGCUCAACGGCGUUGGGCUCGGUGCUGACAUUCUUGACGCACCAGUCAACCGGCCUUGGAACAACAAGGACCGGAGCCGGACGCCGUCGCCUCGCGACGCUCCUGGCGGCAUGGUGUAGGGCGCAGCGCAGCGUAGACAGACUCGCUCGCCCUCCACCUGUAUUGUACAUUGAUUAGAUUCUUGGGAUUUUGGUCGCCAGUGUAUAGAUUGUGCCGAUGCGCACUGCACAUGUAACGUGUAUGAAGUCGAAGA
Molecule: messenger RNA, 7999 nt
Organism: Vanrija pseudolonga
Lineage: Eukaryota; Fungi; Basidiomycota; Tremellomycetes; Trichosporonales; Trichosporonaceae
Gene: TAO3
Product: Cell morphogenesis protein PAG1
Exons: 3
Coding region: 279-7865 (2528 amino acids)
Biological process (GO): cell morphogenesis
Cellular component (GO): site of polarized growth; cell cortex
Source: RefSeq, a predicted model, not a curated record